AUGAAAAUCUUGUUCUAUUUAAUAUCAUUUAUUUUAUUAAAUUAUUUGACAGACUGUGCCCAACCAUAUUUUCCACCUCAAAUUGUAUUUUCUCCUGAUAAUGGUCAAACGAUAAUUGCAAUUGAUGAAAUAAAUCAACGAGCUUAUAAAACACUUCGUUACGGUUCCACAGGUCAAGAAGUGACAUAUGUUGAAAAAAAAUUCCCAUAUGCAAUUCCUGAUUCUCCCGAAUCAAAAUAUUAUGUUCAGUUAUUAAUAGAUUCUCCACCUCUCGGUUGUAUGUAUGGAACAUAUUGGCAAUAUGGUGGAAAUACAUUUAAUUCAUUCCCUUCACACUGGUGGGUUAAUCGAACUUCAUUUGAAAUACAAAAUUAUAUGAAAUUUAAUUAUGUAUUAAUUCAUUCAAACGAUUCUUCUACAGAUGAAGAUUAUUGGUACUCAAAUGAAAAAUGUCAGGUUGAUAGUGGAGCAAGUUACCCAUGUCAAGAAAUGUAUUUUAAAAAAAAUACCGAAAUUCCACUUCGAUUUGUUCAAGUUGUUCGUCGAGGGUGGGUUGUUCUUCAAGUAACAACAAAUUACAAUAUAAUAUCAAUGGGAAAACCAGAUGAUAAAUAUUUUGAUUCAAUACCAAAAAACUGGACUUUGACAUGCCGAGAUGUUAUGCUUGGACUUUUGUAUUAUCCACAAACAUCAAAAAUAAAUUUAAAUCAAAAUGUAAAAGUUGAAAUUUGGCUUAUAACUCCACCACAUCGAAUUAAUGGAAAUGAUACUGUUCGUAUUCAAUGGAAAUCAAAAGAAUGCACUGAUUGUUUUACAUUUUUACCAGAAGAAUUAUAUUUUAAUGGGAAAAAUUUUCAAGAUAGACAAACGUUAACAAUAACUCGUGUCAAAAAUGGACCUAAAACAACACUUAUUCCAGUUUUCAAUGGUGGAGGUUUUGAUAUUGUUACAGCUGAGAUUUAUCCUAUUUAUAUUGAAUAA
Molecule: messenger RNA, 981 nt
Organism: Didymodactylos carnosus
Lineage: Eukaryota; Metazoa; Rotifera; Eurotatoria; Philodinida; Philodinidae
Source: the annotation of a GenBank genome assembly